Arabis nemorensis is the source of this 726-nucleotide messenger RNA. Lineage: Eukaryota; Viridiplantae; Streptophyta; Magnoliopsida; Brassicales; Brassicaceae. The record is from the annotation of a GenBank genome assembly.
AUGUCGAUCACGGGAAGACUACUCUCAUGGACCUUAGUUCUAGAUUCUCCGUGUGUUCGUAGUUGCUACGAUGAAGGGAAACGUACGGCAGAGACGCUGACCAUGGACUAUCACAGAGGUGCCAAUGUUGAGGUCAGGAUUGCUAGGAUCUUCAACACAUACGGUCCAAGAAUGUGUAUAGAUGAUGGGRGUGUGGUCAGCAACUUUGUUGCACAGGUUAAAUCAUUCCAAGAGUUUCAAGAACUGAGCAUGGAAGAGCGUUCUAAACUGCUCAGAGAGGUUGUGGGUUUGUCAGAAACCGAUGUUUCAGACAUCGAAAAGGUGUUAGAAAUGAAACCUUCUCUGAAAAUAGAAGUCACUUACAAAACAGAAGGGGAAGAAGGUAUUCAAGAAGGUGACGUUACAACAGUUCAAGCUUGGAUCACUCUGAAACGUUCCAAUGGACUCAUAGGCGCGAUUCCUCACUCGCCUUACUUCCCUGUUCUGAGUGUAGCCAUUACGGGAGAUACUGUUCUUUUAAAAUUUGAGAAAUCAAAAAUUGCUCUCAUCGGUGGUCUUAAACGUGUAGACGACAUUAUUCCUAGCUCAAUUGGGUCACAGAACAAGAACUUGGUUGCGUUAAAGAAAGGAAGCACGGGUUUUGCUGAGCACGAUGAUCAUCUUGAAGCUAAGGAGUACAAGCAUUUAGGUAGUGGCUCUGGUUUGGGGGCUUGUGAGGCUGGUUAA